Molecule: messenger RNA, 1518 nt
Organism: Talaromyces amestolkiae
Lineage: Eukaryota; Fungi; Ascomycota; Eurotiomycetes; Eurotiales; Trichocomaceae
Exons: 5
Coding region: 1-1518 (505 amino acids)
Molecular function (GO): protein binding
Source: RefSeq, a predicted model, not a curated record
AUGUUACUCUCGGCAUGGCGGCGCAAAAUUCCUCUCGAGAUUUCCACUUGUCCACUUUGCCGAUUCGAGGGCGAUAAUCAAAACGCCGUGCUCGACCACAUUGCUGGGCAUAUUCACUCGUUUUCGCUGAGAUCACUGCCAUGGGCUCCGAGAGAAGGCUUUGAAGAAGAAAAAGAUGAAGAAGAAUACGGAACAUAUUUUAAACAACAUCCAUAUUUUGACAUCCAUAGUUCACGGUCGGAGCUUUCGUCGAAUUCACCUGGAAUGUCAUCCGUGGUCACGGGAACGGGAAGCUUUGCCGGCGAUGAUUCCGAGAACCCAGCUGAGUCUCCCCGCCAGCAGCAAGCAGAACUAACAGAAGAUAUUCUUGAUCAAGUAUCGUAUGGUGUAUCAGGACAAGUAAAUACAAGCGAUUGGCUGGCGGGGCUCAGUAAUGACCCAGAGAACCCGAAUCCCUCGCUGGGAAACGUACUGGCCGAUUGGAACGUUGAUGAUCUUCCAUCCCUGUAUAAACGGGUGGAUGCCGACUGGUUCGCUGUCUUCAACCCUGAAGUUCAGCGCGUCUUGGACGUUGAGCUGGUCCAUCACCUUGUGCACGAUAGCGUUGUCUGUUGUGUGCGAUUCAGCUGGGAUGGCAAAUACGUUGCGACGGGAUGCCACAAAUCUGCUCAGAUCUUUGACGUGGCUACUGGCCAGAAUGUAGCGACGUUUCGACACGAAUCUGUUGAUAAGGAUGUCGAUAUGUACGUCCGUGGUGUCUGCUUCAGCCCUUACGGAGACUAUCUUGCUACUGGCUCAGAGGAUCAUCAGAUUAGGGUUUGGGAUAUCGCAACCCGUUCUAUCAAGCAUGUUUUCACCGAUCACGAAAACGAUAUCUACUCGCUCGACUUCGCUAGCAAUGGUCGUUACAUUAUUUCUGGCAGUAGUGAUAAGACAGUACGUCUUUGGGACGUCUUGAGGGGCAAGCUCGUCUACACUCUCAGCACUGAAGAUGGUAUCGCUACAGUUGCUAUAUCUCCAGAUGGUAACUAUAUAGCAGCUGGCUCUCUCGACAAGAGCAUUCGUGUCUGGGAUACAGCUACUGGUCACAUCGUUGAACGCCUAGAAAGCCCUAAUGGCCAUAAGGACAGUGUAUAUUCCGUUGCAUUUGCACCCAACGGUCGCGAUCUUAUUAGUGGUAGUCUGGACAAGACUAUCAAGAUGUGGGAGCUCACAGCACCCCGAGGCAUGCUCCCCGGAACCGGUGUCAAGGGUGGCAAGUGUGUUCAAACUUUUGAAGGCCACAAAAACUUUGUAUUAAGUGUUCGUUUUACGCCUGAUGGGCGCUGGAUAAUAAGUGGCUCCAAAGACUGUGGCGUUCAGUUCUGGGACGCGACCACGGGAAACGUCCACAUGAGGCUUGUGGGCCACAAAAACUCUGUUAUCUCCGUCGCGUCGAGCCCAACGAAUAACCUUUUUGCCACUGGUAGUGGUGACAUGCGUGCCAGAAUCUGGAGAUACUCUACCAAAAAUACUUAA